Molecule: messenger RNA, 927 nt
Organism: Morchella sextelata
Lineage: Eukaryota; Fungi; Ascomycota; Pezizomycetes; Pezizales; Morchellaceae
Exons: 6
Coding region: 1-927 (308 amino acids)
Molecular function (GO): iron ion binding; heme binding; monooxygenase activity
Source: RefSeq, a predicted model, not a curated record
AUGGAUAUCAUCACGUCCUUCUGCUUUGCAGAGUCUCUUAAUGCGCUGGAUCACAAAGGAUUUCGUCACCCUGUUCUAGUGGGCGUCGAAGUCGCUCUGCCAAUGUACUGGGUUUUCAAGCAUUUCCGACCAGUUCAGUGGAUUUUUAUGCACACUCCAACGUGGCUCUCGUUAUUAAUGAGCCCUGAAACCGCCGGUAUUAUGGGGGUUCAAAACGUAACUUCUCUUGUUCUCACAAGUACAAGAUUACUUCUUGAUCUCGAAAACAAAAAGGCCGGGGAGUCACUGCCAACUCGUCAUGGUCUUUUCGAUGAGGCCAUGGCUCUGCUAAUCGCAGGUAGUGACACCGUGGGAAAUACUCUUGCAGUAGGAGGGUUUCAUGUUUUGAAUAAUCCUAAUGUUUACGAAAAGCUCUUUAAUGAGCUUAAGAAAAACUGGCUAGUGCUUGAAAAGUCACUCGGAUAUGAAGAACUGGAAAAAAUGCCAUACCUAAAUGCAGUCAUAAAGGAAAGUUUGAGGGUCUCACAUGGAGUCGUAUCAGCAUUACCCCGAGUAGUGCCACCAUCCGGUGCCACAAUAGGAGGGGCGUAUAUCCCAGGAGGAACGGUUGUAGGGAUGAGCUCCCCAUAUGUCCAUAUGAACGAAGGGAUCUUUCCAGAAGCCCACCGUUUCAUCCCCGAGAGGUGGCUGCAACCGAAUUCCAAGCAUCUCGAGCAUUGGCUUGUGCCGUUUUCCCGGGGCCCACGAAUGUGUCUUGGUGUCAAUCUUGCAUGGUGCGAGUUGACUAUUGGGUUUGCCCAUAUCUUUCGGAAGUUUGAUCUCAAGUUGCACGAGACAACGGAAAGGGAUAUAAUGUGGAAAGAAUACUUUGUGCCUCACUUCAAGGGAAAGCGUGUUCAAAGUUUCAUUAAACUUAGGCCAAGCUAG